AUGAUAUUGCGGUCGGUGAAACAUGGCAAUUUAAUUGAAGGUUAUACAUUAUUUUAUUUGAAUGAUAGACAUAAAAAGAUACCACUGAAAAUAACAAAGAUAAUUUACGAAAAUGCGAAACCGGAUGAGUUAAAUAAUACUCAAAUUAUAUUCAAUGAAAAUAAACAAAAAAUGACCCCAGUUAACAGUAACGCAAUGUUAGAAAAACAAUCACUACCAUUCGUUACUUCAAAAUCAGAUUUUAUUGUAGAAGAACAUGAGAAGCAUUUAGUUGAGGAAUUGAAAAAGGAAAUGCUGCACCGCAAUCAAAAGUCUCAUAUUGGUUGUGAAUUAGCUAAAAAAGUGAUUAGAGAAGUACUCGUGUUGCCAGCGAUUUUUCCCAAUUUUUUCAAAGGAAUACGACGCCCUUGGAAGAGUAUUUUAGUGUAUGGACCUCCGAGCACAGGAAAAACAAUGUUGGCAAAAGCUGUGCCACUAGAAAAACACUUUUUAAUGUAA
Molecule: messenger RNA, 498 nt
Organism: Didymodactylos carnosus
Lineage: Eukaryota; Metazoa; Rotifera; Eurotatoria; Philodinida; Philodinidae
Source: the annotation of a GenBank genome assembly